Sorghum bicolor (sorghum) is the source of this 1493-nucleotide messenger RNA. Its product is annotated as GDSL esterase/lipase APG. Gene Ontology annotation, cellular component: apoplast. The transcript is spliced from 5 exons. The record is from RefSeq and is a predicted model, not a curated record. Bases 64 to 1149 code for a protein of 361 amino acids. Gene Ontology annotation, molecular function: hydrolase activity, acting on ester bonds. Lineage: Eukaryota; Viridiplantae; Streptophyta; Magnoliopsida; Poales; Poaceae.
GGCCACGGCUCAGUGCACCGUGCAAAAGAUCGAGGCGAGAGUAAACUGUAACAACAGCAUCACAUGGCGUCGUUGACGGUCGUGUCCCUGCUUGUAGCGUCGGCGGCGAUGAUGACGAUGAUGAUGAGCGGUGGCGGCGGCGGCGGCGUGCAGGCGCAGCCGAUUGUGCCGGCGGUCAUCUCGUUCGGCGACUCCACCAUCGACGUCGGCAACAACAACUACCUCCCCGGCGCCGUGUUCAAGGCCGACUACGCGCCGUACGGGCAGGACUUCGUGAGCCACGAGGCCACCGGCCGCUUCUCCGACGGCAAGAUCGUCACCGACAUCACCGCUGAAACGCUCGGCUUCGAGAGCUACGCGCCGCCGUACCUCAGCCCGCAGGCGUCCGGGAAGAACCUGCUCAUCGGCGCCAACUUCGCCUCCGCGGCGUCCAGCUACUACGACGACACGGCGGCCAUGUAUGACGCGAUCACGCUGACCCAGCAGCUCAAGUACUACAAGGAGUACCAGUCGAAGCUGGGCGCGGUGGCCGGGCGCGCCAAGGCUGGCGCCAUCCUCGCCGACGCGCUCUACGUCGUCAGCACGGGCACCGGCGACUUCCUCCAGAACUACUACCACAACGCCUCCCUGUCCCGCCGCUACAACGUCCACCAGUACUGCGACCUCCUCGCCGGCAUCUUCUCCGGCUUCGCCAACGAGCUGUACAGGCUGGGAGCGCGGCGGAUCGGCGUCACGUCCAUGCCGCCGCUGGGCUGCCUGCCGGCGUCCAUCAGGCUGUACGGCGAGGGCAAGGACGCGUGCGUGCCGAGGCUCAACCGCGACGCCGAGACCUUCAACCAGAAGCUGAACGCCACCGUCAGGGCGCUCAAGCGGCGGCACGCCGACCUCAAGGUCGCCAUCUUCGACAUCUACACGCCCCUCCGCCAGCUCGCCCAAGACCCGGCGGCUUAUGGCUUCGGGAACGCGAGGGGUACGUGCUGCCAGACGGGGACGGCCAAGACGAGGGUGUACCUCUGCAACCCGACGACGGCCGGAACGUGCCGGAACGCCAGCAGCUACGUGUUCUUCGACGGCGUCCACCCGUCGGAGGCUGCCAACGUCUUCAUGGCGGAGUCCAUGGUCGACGCGGGCAUCGAGCUGGUCACCUAGGAACCAUGGCGUCGAUCGAUAACACAGCUGCAGAUGCCGCAGCGAUAGACGGUGGACCAUAGACGUGUGUGUCUCUGCUCAUCUGUUUCCUGCUCCAUCGAACAAAACUACAGUGUCUGGAAUUAAUUACUAAUAGCCUGUGAAAUUGCACCGUCGGCCGGCCCUGUCGUUUUCGUAAUGUUGUUAAUUAAUCAUAAUAUGCGUGACAGUUUCCUGUUCCAUCCAAGAAAACAACAGUGCCUUGAAUAGCCUGUGAAACUGCACCGUCGCCCUACCAUUUUUGUAAAUAUUGUUAACCAUAUACUCUCUGUUUUCCUAUAUAUACAUCAGACGUUUCUAAACAA